Molecule: messenger RNA, 3997 nt
Organism: Physcomitrium patens
Lineage: Eukaryota; Viridiplantae; Streptophyta; Bryopsida; Funariales; Funariaceae
Source: RefSeq, a predicted model, not a curated record
UUACUCGCUUCGUCUGCAUCUUUUGUGCCGGUUGCAUUGUGCCCUAACAUUAGAUUUGGGUUUGUGUUCCUGGAAAGCCGAAGCUGCAGGGUGUUUCAGUUCCCGGGACGUUCAAUGCCGUGUAGCUUCGCAUUGGAUUUUUGAUUGUGAAGUACUGCUUGUGGUGAAGAGGCUGAUUUUGGUCUAAUGCAGUGGAUGUCUCGUCCUCUGUGAAAUUUCGUUUGUGGAAUGCCCAUCACGACAUGGGCAGUUUGAAGAGCAGGGGCUACAUAAGUGGCCAGGCGGGCUAUGGCGAUAGAGCGGCUGUACCUUUGGGAAAGGGCGCGGGGAAGGCCAAUGUGUUCCGGAUUCUGAUCGCCGUUGUGGCUGUUUUUUUCCUGGUCGAGACGAUAGCGAAUGGGCUCGUGUUCCUCAAAAUGCGAGAUUCUGACUUGCAGGGAGGAUCUCUGAACUUCUUCACAAGAGCUUCUGAGACGAAGACGGUGCGGCCCGGUGAUGACGUUCGGUUUGUCCCCCGUCUGCUGCUGUCUAGAGGGAAGGCCACUAUGGCCGAGCUGAGGAGGGAACUACGAACUCCUGUGCGGCCUCCGUCGUUGGCAUUUAUAUGCCCAAAUCUUGCUUUAAGUUCUCUAUCUCUUUUCGUGUUGUCGAUCGCGACAGGAUUGAGAGAAAUUGGCUACCAUGUUGAGGUCCUCACUCUAAAAGAUGGGGAGUUUCGAUCCACUUGGGAAACCAUGGGUGUUGCUGUCAAGCUUUUGAAAGCCAAUUCAGAGAAUGUAACAACAGUCGAUUGGCUUAACUACGAAGGUGUGAUUGCGGUUUCUCUUAAUACGAAGUCUAUUCUGGACAGUCUUGCACAGGAACCGUUCACGAAAGUACCAGUUAUUUGGGUAAUUACUGACGAUGCACUAGGACGACGUCUUGGGAAAUAUAAAGCAGAAAAUUCGACGGAACUAAUUACUGAUUGGAUACGAAGUUUCAAACGAGCUGAUGUCGUAGUUUUCCCAGACUAUGCACUUCCGAUGAUCUAUACCACGAUGGAUACCGGGAAUUUCUUCGUCAUUUCAGGGUCGCCUAGAGAAGUGUGGACAGCUGAGGAGUAUAAGCUUACGCAUUCUCGAGACAGCCUACGUGCACAGUUCGAAGUGCAUCCUGAUGACUCCGUGAUUGCUGUUGUUGGGGGUCCUUUUCUUUACAAUUGGCGCUGGAGAGAACAUGCUUUAGUGAUUCGUGCGUUUACGAGGACUGUAUCAAUGCUGGGUAAUGCAUCUCAAAAAGGUGGUAGGCGUAUUCAGCUAUUUAUCAUCGGCCAUGGCAACCACUCAAGCAGCUACGGUGCUGCCCUGCAGGUUAUGGCAGAUCAUCUCAAGUUGAAGAAUGGGACAGUGCGCUAUGUAGGUGCUGGUGAGGACGUGAUAGGCGUUGUGUGGAUGUCGGAUGCUGUUGUGUAUGGUUCGUUCCGUGAUGAACAGGCAUUUCCACCGAUACUGGGUCUGGCUAUGAGCCUUGGGCGGCCUGUAAUCGCACCUAAUCGGAGAGCCUUUCGAGAGCAAAUUUCCGAUGGAGAAAGUGGCGUGUUAUUUCCUGUGGGUGAUGAAAUGAAACUCAGUGAAGCUAUGAUACGUGUAUUAGGAGACAAUACACUAGCAGUUGCGAUCGCGUUGACUGGGCAAUGGAAGGCUAGGAACAUGCAUGCUUCGAAUGUAAGUCUGGGUUACGGUGAGCUUCUGGAGAGUAUUUUGGAGUUUCCUGCUGAGGCAGCGCUACCGCGGCGAUUAGAUGAAGCUGAGAAGAGUUUGAAAGGAGGAUGGCGAUGGGAAAUGUUGUUUCCAGCGAAUACUUCCUUCCAGGUGUCUUUUCAGUCCCGGAUGGGGAAACGAGUCCGUGAGAAUGAUGACGUGGGUUCUGGUGUCAUCGAUACUUUGGAGGUGCACUGGAAGUUAAUUAAUAGUGAAAGUCGAAAUUUCGCUGAAGAAAUUGGCUCUCAUGCUUCCAGUGUAGACCUGGAGAUUCCGAGCCAUUCCGAUCUGGACGAAGCUAAAGCGAUUCAGGAAGACUUAGUAGCAGAGAAAAUUGAACGAGAAGAGCUGGAGUGGAGAAAAGAAGUAGUGCAAACUUCUUUGGAAUAUAUCACAAAGAUGAUUCGAAAGACCGAGGUCCGCAAGGAUGAACUGAAAGAACGAUCUGAUGCAGAAAUUCAGCGCAAUGCACAGCCCUUAACUAUAUAUGAACCAUAUCAUGGCAAAGGUGCAUGGCCCUUCCUUCAUGAGGAGAACACGCUCUUUCGAGGCCUCAGUCUUUCAACGCUGGAUAGGCGUCCAGGAGAUGAUGAUGUUGAUGCAGAGGUGCGACUGCCUGGUCUCUUGAACGAAACAUACUACCGAAACUUGUUGUGUGAAUAUGGAGCCUUUUUUUCCAUUGCCAACCGUAUUGAUUUGAUUCAUAGAAACCCAUGGAUCGGCUUUCAGCCUUGGAGAGCUUCAAGUAAAGAUGUUGCAUUGACACCUGCUGCUGAAGUUGCUUUGGUUAAAGCAAUUAGUACCGGAAGGGAUGGUGAUGCUGUUUACUUCUGGGCUCGUACCGACGGCCAUGCUGGUACGUGGCAUCGAGAUUCUUCUGUAGAGCACCCAGAAGAUUUCUGGGGUUACUGCGACUCUGUUAACUCUGGGCGGUGCAGAGAGGCAUAUUCUCGGUGUUGGAGGCAUAUGUAUGGGCUGCCUACUACUUGGACAGAUUUGCCACCGAUGCCAGCUGAUGGUGGCACUUGGUCUGCUAUGCACUCCUGGGCUAUGCCUACACCAUCAUUUGUGGAGUUUAUGCUGUUUGCGAGUUUGGGAAUCGUCGUGCCUUAUGGCUUUUCUUACUACAUGUCACCAUGUAGCUCUACUCUGAUUAUUAGUAUUAUCAAAUUUGUUAUGCUUGACAGAAUGUUUGUGGACGCACUAGAUGCUCAGUAUUACGAAGAGCAUCUUGAUCUUGGAAGGUGUCCAUUUGUUAAGUUCCCGCGUGAGGGUCAACAUUGCUACUGCGGGCUACUUGAUGGUCUAGUUAAUGUGUGGGCAUAUCACAGCGCGAGGCGUUUGAUUUAUGUGGACCCCAAAACAGGAACAAUGGAAGAGCAACAUGCGCUUGAUUCACGCCAUGGCAAAAUGUGGGUUAAGUUUUUGAGCCGGGAUACCCUCAAGGGCAUGGACGAAGAUCUUGCCCAGGCAGCCGAUGAUAGCGACCUUCCUAGAGAGAGAUGGUUAUGGCCUCUAACAGGUGAAGUGUUCUGGGAGGGCAUUUUUGAGCGUGAACGACUAGAGCGAUGGAGAUUAAAGAUGGAAAGAAACCAAAAGCAGAAAGAGAAGCAAGCUUUGAUAAGGAGUCGCAUGAAACAACAGGCCAUCGGAAAGGUAGUGAAGCAUCCUCGUGCGGGAGAAAUCAAGCUUCCUGUCGGUGCAUCUCAGCAAGUUGAUUGAACCAGACAACUCUUUUACAGAAGAAGCAACUUCAUGGAUGUAGCUUGGAUCAAUUUAUCCAGCUUUCGGGACUGAUGGCAUAAUCUGUGAAGGUUCUCCACUAAAGUCGAGUGCGGAUGCAUUUCAUACAAGCAAAUCGAAGUGGUCCAAGUUUCAGUGCAACAGAUGAAGUUUUGAAAGUACUUGUCCGCUCCUUGAAGAGGCAACUUCCAGGAAUAUACGGGCAUUCGAAUAUUCCAAGAUGAGGCUCUAGGGUGAAAGAGGAGACGUUCUUUGAAUGUUGAAGAACAGUACAGGUUUUUUCUUUUGCAACGUAUGUAUCCAUUGUUUCACAUUGCUUAAGUGUAGGAUAGGAAUCAGCAGCGUUGAUUCAAAAAAGGACGAAAUUUUUUACAUGCCAGUGCUUGAAAAGCUUUUUUAUGAUCCCAGGGCCUGAAUCGGUAGGAUGAAGGAACUGUACCAUGAAUUACAUUGAAUGGGGAACUUCAAAUGUGGCAUUGUUUCAAAUGUCAUUGGGUCUCUUUUAUUUUGUGCAA